Molecule: messenger RNA, 1143 nt
Organism: Helianthus annuus (common sunflower)
Lineage: Eukaryota; Viridiplantae; Streptophyta; Magnoliopsida; Asterales; Asteraceae
Exons: 7
Coding region: 76-876 (266 amino acids)
Source: RefSeq, a predicted model, not a curated record
AAAUGUAUUUUACAAUGAGAAAAAAGAAAAUUGCUGAAGAAAGACUCAAAGCAUCGUGCCCCCAUCGCCUGUGGCAUGUGCCUAACGAUUCACGCUCAUUAUACGCGCUACUACUCAGAUUUACCCUCUAAUUUGAGUAAAUCUUCAUCCAUCAGAUCCGCACUAUCAACAACAAUGGCGAUCGAUCCUUCAUUAGUUACGGAGAUUGGACCUGACGGCCUCGUUCGCGAAUCUCCUGUAAUCGCCCACACAGAGCGGAUGAUUGAAGAAGAGCAACUUCAGUUGAGAAAAUAUAUUGACGAGAACUAUUCGAAAAUUCGUGAUGUUGAGCGAGAGCUUUCAAAUCUCAAUAUGGAGAUGAAACUCACAGCAGGGCCAAAAAAAGCUGCACUUGAACACAUGAGGAAGAAAAUUGAAUUGUCAACGGAAAGGAUUCGUUUUGCUAAGUUGAAAGAAGAAGAAGCAAAGAAGGCUUGGGAAGCUGCGUCAAAGGCUGUGAAGGAUGAAGAAGCAGCCAAGCAGAAAUUAUGUGACGAUUUGAAUAAUCUGGUCCAAGAAAGCAGUAACUCUCAGUUUGCUAGACUAGAGGAACUAAAAAGGCGGCUAGAGGCUUUGAAUCCGAGAAGAUCAGCUGCACUUAUGGGAACUGCCGAGAGUCCAGUGCAACCCGCAUUGACCGCCACAAGUUCAGAUGCAUCAGUUCCGGAUGUUGUAAAACCACCUACUGAAUCAUCGAAGAGUAAUGUGGAGAGCAAGACGGGUGGAGAUGUAGAAGGAAGGGGGAAGAAGAAAAACGCGAUGCAAGGUAGAGGUAGAGGAAUCGGAGCAGUACCCAAGAAUAGAGGAUCUAGUUGGACUGGUGCUGGGUUUGACUAACAUGGUUGACCCACACGAUAAACUUUCAAAAUCACUUCCAUGUGUGUGUUUCUGCCAGGUGUAUAGUCCCAAUCAGUUCUUAUUAAGGUCUCAUGUGUAGUUUACUUUAGUAGGUACAUUUUUCUGCUUUUGUUGAUGUUAGAUUUGUAAAAGAUCAUUGCUACUUUUCACUAGAAAAAAACAUAGAAUCAUUCAAUGCGCACAAAAGUGACAAGGUCUAAAAUUGAGGCGCGAAGCGUCAAGCUCAAAAGCGCAUCGCUUUUCAUA